Phytophthora nicotianae INRA-310 is the source of this 1356-nucleotide messenger RNA. RefSeq lists its product as hypothetical. The coding region runs from base 1 to 1356 and encodes 451 amino acids. Gene Ontology annotation, cellular component: membrane. Gene Ontology annotation, molecular function: acyltransferase activity, transferring groups other than amino-acyl groups. The transcript has a single exon. Gene Ontology annotation, biological process: polysaccharide biosynthetic process. Lineage: Eukaryota; Oomycota; Peronosporomycetes; Peronosporales; Peronosporaceae. The record is from RefSeq and is a predicted model, not a curated record.
AUGCUGCAAGCCACGACGAAUAGCAGCACUCCGUGUGCGCACUCAAAUGUGCCCCCCACGACGGGAACGAUCGAGUUAGACGUGGUGGAGCUUUCGGAUCAGGACACUUCUUCGUCCGAUCCCAGGUCAGAAGAUCAGCGGCUACUAAAGCAAGCCAAUGACUCCGAGUUGCCAGUCAACAAGGCUUCAAAAAGUAAAGCAGCAGCAGCGCCAGUGCAGCAGACGAAGGUUCUCUUCCUCGACGGCGCUCGCGGUCUCGCAGCUAUGCUUGUCGUCGCACAGCACUCACACGAAUUCAUGCCGGGGAUUCACUACGGAGCAGUUGGCGUCGACGUGUUUUUCGUGCUCUCUUCAUUUCUCCUGACGUGGAUCUUUAUGAAAAAGAGCAUGAAGCUACUCUCACAAGGUGCCAGUCUCCGCACGUGGGCGUUCACUUUGGCUGACUACUUCCAGAAGCGCUUCUUCCGUGUGUAUCCGCUGUUCUUCGUGACAGUGAUCGUGCUAUCUCUUAUGACAACCGAAGACCAAAAGCAGUACUUUGUUGGAGAGCGCCCUCCGUUCGAUAUGUUCAAGACACUCACGUUCGAUUAUGAGUAUCGCUAUCAUGUCUUUUGGACGUUGCCACUGGAGAUCGAGUACUACUUUGUGAUUCCAAUCUUCGUCUUUGCCGUGCUGGGUGUGCGUCGUUUUUGGUGGAUAGCCGCCAUCCCACUGACUGUUUGGAUCAUUCAUGAAGGCAUAUUCGUGUAUCGAAGUAGCCACAUGCCUAUGAGGCCUCACAUUUCCACUUUCCUCACUGGUUCCCUGGCAGCCGUGGCGUUCGUCAAACUGGACUUGUGGAUCAAGAAGACUGAAUUCGUAUUCCAGUGGUGGCACACUACCGCCGUCCGAGCAGUUGAAGCUCUCGCCAUUUCGAUGCUACUAAGUGUUUGCUUCCGAGGACUGCUCUUCACCUGGGUGCAUGCUAAUCCUGCGCCUGCCACUAAAGGAUCUCCCUACAUCAGUGCGUUCUUGGCGAUCAUUUUUGUCAUCGAGAUGAUCAAACCGUCCUGCGUAUCGACGAUGCUCGAGUGGAGUGUACUUCGCUUCUGGGGAAAAAUCAGCUUCUCCGUCUACUUAAUGCAUUCGUUUGUGAUCUACAAUCCGACAGUGAGUGAUCAAGAGAACUAUUUCGAUCGAUUCUUCUCCAGGCUGGUCCUCACUGUGGCGCUUUCGACAGCAACGUAUUACCUCAUUGAGUACCCGUCGCUAUUAUUCGCUCAGAGAAUCUCCAAGUUUCUCGCUAACGCAGAGAAGAAAAGCUCGGGAGGCUGGACAGAGUUCGCCUGCAUCGAGCGGAUCACGACGCGGAAGUAA